UUCACUCCAGCAGGACAUCUUUGAGCAGGACACACAUUCAUUCUGUUUUGGAUAAGGACACAAUACCAAAAACUGGAAUUUUUAAACCUCCUUCUUUUCUUUUUUAUUUAAACAAUAUAUAUGCAUAUCCUUUAGGGAGCAGGCUUUGGAAUAAGCUCUCUCUUUAUGAUGCUUUUCAAAGGCUCAGACAGCCUGACAGAAAGGUUGACAGAUUUAGAACGCAGCGAAGAAAAAACAGUGUAGUGAGAGACAGCUUUGCCCUGAAGGUUUCUGAGGAAGAAACAGGAGACAGAUAAGGAGGCAGUGGGAGGGAAGAGCACAGCUGUUGUGUGAAGACAAGGGAAAAUACAGAUAAAGAAAGCAAGGAGGUGCACAAAUGUGAAGGGCGAGGAGACGACAGUGAGGACGACCAAGGCUGAAGAGAAAAGGGAGAUAAAUGGGAGACUCAGCAAAUAAAAGACUGAGUUUAAGGAAUUAUUCCAGUUGAAGGUCAAAAAAGACAAGGUGAAAACUGGUGAAGAUAAAACUCUGAAACAAAGUGAUUUAAAAGCAGUUAUAAAAUUAAGAGCAAGAAUGGACACGCAAGAAAGGAAGGAAGACUUCCUCUGAAGAGACAGCACAAUGAAAACAGAGCUGUGUUUGAAGAGGAGAUUUCCUCAUCAUGAUUUGUUCAGCUGAUUUCCCAAAUUCAAACAACCUGUGCCGGAACUUCGUCCCAGGAUAGAAUGAAGAGAGGAGCAAAGAGAAACCCGCUGAGUCUAUGAUACCUUCCCGCUCCUCCUUUCCCUCCUCUUCACCUCAGACUCCUCCACCUUCCUCUCCUUACUUUCUGUCACUUUACAUCCUACUUUAAAAUCACUAACUUCCUGCUUCUCUGUCCUGACACCUCCUCUCCUUUCUGCUACAUCUCCUCACUAUGUGGAUACCAGCUUUGCUCCUAUGGAUGCUUAAUCUCAGCUAUUUGUGCUCUGGACAGGACUAUACAGACUAUUACGAAACUGGAGACAUGGGCACCGAGGCUCCAGUGUUGUCAGAUGACUGGUCCAGUUUGAAGACAGUAACGAGUGUGGAUCAGCUAUUACAAUUUCUAUACCCUGAAUACAGUUUGCUUCAGCACUGCCUGAGGAAGAAAUCGUGGCAUGCCUCCUCUUCCCCCUCUGUUUCCACCUCUUCAGCAAACCCUUUUGUCCACUCCAAGGAUGAGGAUCUGUGGGGUCAGCUGAGGGAGGAGGCUCUUUACAAAGUCGACGGGACUUUAGGAGUCAUCCUAGAGGAGAUCCAGCGCACCUCCUGUCAGCCUAGAGAGGUGUGUGUUGAGGUCACCAAAGAAUACCCAGAAUCCACCAGUCAAUUCUACCUCCCUCGCUGUGUGGCGCUGCACAGGUGUGGUGGAUGCUGUACCAACGAGGCCUUUUACUGCACAAACACAAGUCACACACUUGUCAACAAGACACUGAUGGAACUGUCCCCGCCUAGGAUGGAUCGCUCCGUCAUCAUGGUAACAUUCAUCAACCACACUUCAUGCGAAUGUUUCUCCAAAAGGCCACUUCACUCCAUCAUAAGACGAGCCACAAAGGAUCACCUGUGCUCCCCUCCUGAAGUUCCCUGUGCUUCGGGGUCAUUAUGGGAUCCAGUGAACUGCAUGUGUGUCUCUACAGAUGCCAUAAACUACUCUGAGAGAGAGACAGAGGCACUGGACUCAGGUCUGCUGGCUCUCUGUGGGCCCAACAAGGUUCUGCAAGAGUCAACCUGUGAGUGUGCCUGUCGAAAUGGACUCACUGAGGACAGCUGCGACCCAGGCUGGAAACUGGACCACAACACCUGUGAAUGUCAGUGUGAAGGUCAAGGUGAGGGGAAGUGGUGCCCCUCGGGCCAGCGGUGGGAUGAAGACCUGUGUGGCUGUGUGUGUGCUGCAGACUGCCCCGGAAAUCAGCCCCUCAACCCUGACACCUGCCUGUGUCAGUGCAGAGAGUCUCCACAGUCAUGUCUACGGCAGGGCAAGAGGUUCAACUUCAGCACCUGCAGUUGUUACAGGUUGCCUUGCAGAAAGCCCAGGCGUGUGUGCGCAGCUGGGUUUUACUACAGCCACCAAGUCUGUCAGUGCAUCCCCAGCUACAUGAGGCCUGAGUGGAACUAACCAAUCACAGGAAGACAGAGGUGAUGCCACUAGAAGAUGCCACUAUUUAUUGUCCUAUAAGGCUAGAAACUUUUUAGCUGAAAACAAUGGGCCAAACCUGUGGAAGUGCCUCUUGAACAGAGUGCAGGAAGCUGUAAUUACAUUUUUACAUGUACUGGAUUACAGCAGACUACAAACAACACUUGGAGGAGUAUUACUAAUGCUGUCAGUGCUCCGACAGUCUUCCUAAAAAGCUCGAGACGACAGAGGAGGGUGGGAGUGCUUUCCAAUGAAACACCCAUAACACACACGUGUAUGCAAAUCCAGUCACUGUAAAAGGAGAGGAAAUGAGGAAGGACACAUGACACCCUCAGACUCUGUCCGACUGUGGCCAUGUGUUGGCCUUCUUCCCAACACUAAUAACAUGAUCCUGAUUGGAAACAACCAGUCACACAUGAAGACCACCUAAAGGAAAGACCGCGUAGGUGGGAUGGAUCAAUGAGACUGAGCCAGCGCUCAUCCCUGUUGCAAAGUGUUUGAACAAGAAAACCUGCUAGAGGCACUGCUCAUGCCUGUGUAAAAUGGAAAGUGGAAUAAGAUAACAGACCGGAGUCCAUGCUUUUUUCAAGACUAAAUAACUAAACAACACACUAAGGUGACAGCCCUGAGUCAUGAGAUAUUUCAGAGGUUGAAGGAUUUAGCUUGCAGAAAGCAUGUAAAGUGAUAUUGCUGGGGCCUUAUAUUCCAUCUUGUAGUACAGGUGAAAUGGUGACACCAUCUUUUGGUUGUCCAUUCAGAGCACCGCAGGCUAUUUCCAACACCAGAUUUUAAUUAUAGUGAAGAUUGUGUCUACACUUAAAAAAAAUGGAGUACUGCAGUUUUUUUUUUAGGCUAAUAACAAAAACGUUUCUUACAUAAUAGUCUUGGUUGGUGUAGCUUUCCUCAGCAGAGCAGAGGUUUCAUUCGGACCCUGAUUAAUUGAAUGCUAAGUUUAAAUAUUCCCAAAACACUACAUCCUCUAGUUUCUACUUGCCUCUGCUACAGUGCUGCUCUUUGAAAUUUUCUCUCAUAUUUGGCUGAAUUGAAUCACAAUGGAUGGUAAUACUUGGUUAAAGUCCUACUUAUAAUUUAACUUUACAAAUUCUAAGUAAUGUCAUUAGUAAAUAUUUAAAUCUUUGUCAUAUUUAAAAUACAGAUAGAGGAAUGAGUGGUUUUAAAAUACUGUAUUUAAAUCACUAUCAUAACAAAAUGUUUUGGACUGAAACCAUUUACAUGCCUUUUUUACUACAGGAGUUUUAAUUAUUAUAAAAAAAGUGAAUUAUGUAGUUAUUGUCCGUAUUGCCUGCACUGCAAACGCUUCAUUUUAGCAGACCGUUUAUACACCGGAACUUUAAAAAUUUUGGAUUUUCAGUUUCAAAAAUACAGUUAGAGUUAAGAUGUAGAUUCAUUGGAGUGUAGAAAUGAUAGUGUUUGUAGCAUAUGGAUGUAGAGAGAAACUAUUUUAUGAUGCUAUGAUUCAAUAUUUAAAGUAGUGAAGAACUGAUUAAAAGCCUUGUCAGACUGACAUGUUUGUGUUCGUUUUGCUGUGCUGAAUUCUAAGACAUUUUUGAGGCAUUACUGGUGGUGACAACUGGUAAAGAAUAUAUUUACAUUUCAAGUAUGUUAAUAAUGCUACAUUCCCAUCGACAAAAACAGGAUUAUACAAAUACUGAGGUCAUUAACUCAAAUAUUCUUUUUUUCUAUAGCCAAUAAUCAGAUUCAGUGAAAUGUUUACAUUUUCUUUUUUUUUUUAACAUUUUUAAUUUUUGUCAUUAAAGUGACAAUACGUAAAAUUUGUUAACCUAUGGGAUACAGUGCUAAACAACUGUUUAGCAUUUAAGUAAUUAAAAUGCUAAGUUGCUAUCACAGUAACACAAGUGGAGAAGAGUCAAAGUCUGCUAAGUACCUCAGUAAUGCAAGGUAUGUAUCGUUUACCUAGUUGACUGCAGCAGCUAAACCUCUGAAUAUACUGUAUUUGAGGGAGCAGUGAUACGGUGAUGUAUUUUAAUUACUACAAUUGAAACUUUGCUUUUAUAAAAAGAUCAAUUUGUUACUUUUUCCUCUGGAAAAGUUACAUAAUUUAACUGUUAGAUUUCCUGUAACUUUUACCUCCCUGGUCUGAUGCCAGGUACCAUGAGUAUAUUUCAAUGGAGCAUACUAAAAUUUGUGGUUUUUAGUAAUAAUAAUGUAUCACUGUGGACUUUAAUACCUCUGCAUGCCCGCCAACACACACUAAUACAAGUUCAAAAUGUGUCACUGCUCCUUUAAAAAGCCCACUGCAUGUUCACUCUCCAGCAGCUAGAAGGUGAAAUGCAUGUGACAUUGCUCAUGUUUCAGUAAAAAGAACCUGCUCCCCUCAGCACACACCUGUGCAUAGGAACUUGACUCAUGUGGUCUCUCAUUCCUUCUCCCUCCUCUUCAGCUGCCUCCAUCUGUCUGCAACUUCUA
This is a messenger RNA of Monopterus albus (swamp eel), 4603 nucleotides long. Its product is annotated as vascular endothelial growth factor C-like. Gene Ontology annotation, biological process: response to hypoxia; positive regulation of protein phosphorylation; vascular endothelial growth factor receptor signaling pathway. The transcript has 8 exons. Gene Ontology annotation, molecular function: growth factor activity; chemoattractant activity; vascular endothelial growth factor receptor 3 binding. The record is from RefSeq and is a predicted model, not a curated record. NCBI's taxonomy places the organism in Eukaryota, Metazoa, Chordata, Actinopteri, Synbranchiformes, Synbranchidae. The coding region runs from base 917 to 2137 and encodes 406 amino acids. Gene Ontology annotation, cellular component: membrane.